CGCCUGGUUAGACAACUGCCGGCAGGUUUGCUUUAUGGCUUUCGCCGGCUUCCCGCUUCUCAGGGGCUUAGAGAUGUCCUUGCACUGCCGAUCUUCAAGCAGGAAGAACCGCAGCUGUCUCCUGAGAAUGAUGCCAAGCUGCCUCCCUUUCAGUACGUCCUCUGCACAGCCACGUCACCUGCUGUGAAACUGCACGAAGAAACCCUGACCUACCUCAACCAAGGUCAGUCUUAUGAAAUCCGUCUACUUGAGAAUAGGAAAUUGGGAGAGUUUCAAGAUUUAAACACAAAAUAUGUAAAGAGCAUUAUUCGUGUAGUUUUCCAUGAUCGACGCCUGCAGUACACAGAGCAUCAGCAGCUCGAGGGCUGGAGGUGGAGUCGGCCUGGGGACCGCAUACUUGAUAUAGAUAUUCCGCUGUCAGUUGGUAUCUUGGAUCCCAGGGCUAGCCCAACCCAGUUGAACACUGUUGAAUUUCUGUGGGAUCCAUCAAAGAGAGCCUCAGCAUUCAUUCAGGUACAUUGCAUCAGCACAGAAUUUACUCCACGGAAACAUGGAGGAGAGAAAGGGGUGCCCUUCCGGGUGCAAAUCGACACCUUUAAGCAGAAUGAAAAUGGUGAAUACACAGAACACUUGCAUUCUGCAAGCUGCCAGAUCAAAGUGUUCAAGCCUAAAGGAGCAGACAGAAAACAGAAGACUGACAGGGAAAAAAUGGAGAAGAAGACCACCCAAGAGAAGGAGAAGUAUCAGCCUUCCUAUGAGACAACUAUUCUCACAGAGUGCUCUCCCUGGCCAGAUGUGCCUUAUCAAAUGAACAAUGCUCCGUCUCCAAGCUACAACAGUUCUCCCAACAGCUUCAACCUUGGAGAUGGCAACAGUUCUCCAACCCACCAAGUGGAGCUCCUGCCUCCCAGCAAUGAUCAUCUCCUUCCUUCUGCUUCUAUUCAAGAUGCCCAGCAGUGGCUUCAUCGUAAUAGGUUCUCUCCAUUCUGUAGACUCUUCUCAAGUUUUUCGGGUGCUGACUUACUGAAGAUGUCCAAAGAAGAUUUUGUUCAAAUCUGUGGGCCUGCUGAUGGAAUUCGGCUCUUUAAUGCAAUCAAAGGAAGAAAUGUAAGGCCCAAGAUGACAAUUUAUGUCUGUCAAGAACCAGAGCAAAACAGGUCCCAUCUCCACCAAAAACGAGAAAAUGGAGAUGGCAGUCUUUGUGUAUAUCAUGCAAUCUUCUUGGAAGAAUUGACCACACUGGAAUUAAUCGAGAAGAUUGCAAACUUGUACAGCAUUUCUCCACAGCAGAUAAAUCGAAUCUAUCGGCAGGGACCCACAGGGAUCCAUGUAUUAGUGAGCAAUGAGAUGGUGCAAAACUUCCAAGAUGAAUCAUGUUUUGUUAUCAGCACAUUAAAAGCUGAAAGCAAUGAUGGCUACCACAUCAUUUUAAAAUGACCGUGCUGCACAGAAAGACUUUAACAGCCUAAAAUUUAGUGCCUCACUGAGAUUGCUACAACCUAGCCUGGAAACAUGAAGAACCUUCUGGAUAAAAUGCUCCUAUGAACUAAGAAUUACCAAACAGCUUAAGGAAAAACUUGCUUUUACAGAUAUACAUUUUUGGUGGUGUGUGGUUUUGUUUUUGUUUUUUUUGAAGCUGGAGCUGAGAACAUCCUCAAAGCUUGUACAUGUUUCUUCCUCCCUCCCUUCCUCUUCGGUCUUAAAAAUUGCUGAGAUUUCUGCUUAUUACUUAGAAAC
Messenger RNA from Fulmarus glacialis (Northern fulmar), 1737 nucleotides. It is a transcript of the gene TFCP2L1, whose product is annotated as transcription factor CP2-like 1. Gene Ontology annotation, molecular function: DNA-binding transcription activator activity, RNA polymerase II-specific; RNA polymerase II cis-regulatory region sequence-specific DNA binding. Gene Ontology annotation, biological process: regulation of transcription by RNA polymerase II. Gene Ontology annotation, cellular component: nucleus. The annotation marks the transcript as partial. The record is from RefSeq and is a predicted model, not a curated record. NCBI's taxonomy places the organism in Eukaryota, Metazoa, Chordata, Aves, Procellariiformes, Procellariidae. The transcript has 15 exons.